GUCAGUGUCAGUGAGAUGUUCAAGACCAUUACUGAAAGUCAGUAAAUGCAUAAUAUUCUAUUAUUCUAAUUGUCAAACAUCGAUAUGUGUUCGGUUAUUAAAAUUUCUAUGAGAAUUCGAUAUAUUGAUAUUAGUUACAAUUUCCUCUAGUGUCUAUAGUGCUGCGGUCCAUGUUCCUAGCAGUUUAGUUAUAAUUCGAAUAUGGCUCAGACAAAUAUAGAUGAAACUGUUGCCAAAUAUGAUCGUUUUAUCAACGAUGUGUUGAAAGAAGAUUUGCGAAUAUUGCACCUGAAGUUACAACAUGUGAACGCUGAAGUUUCUGAUUUGAUACAGCAAAAACAUACAUUAAGAGUGCUAUUGGACAAAAAUGUGCACCCAAACGGAUUUAAAUCUCAAGUCAAUAUCGGAUGCAAUUUUUUUAUGGAAGCCACGGUGACGGACACUUCAAGAUUACUUAUGAAUAUCGGACUAAACCAUUACUUAGAAUUGUCAGUUGAAGAAGCCUUAAAAUACUUGGAUGCUAGAAUUAAAGCCUAUGAAUUAAAAUCAGAAGAACUGUGUAAUAAGGCUGCUGAAACUAAGGCACACAUUAAGUUGAUGUUGUUUAAUGUUGGUGAACUAGAAAAUCAAAAAUACAAGAAGAAAAGUUGAUAUUUGUGAAAAUUAUAAUUAUUUGUUUGUUUUCUUUGUAAAUUAUGUCAACAUAUCCAAUAAGCAAAAUAUGAAAAUACAUUUUAUAAAUUUAUUA
Molecule: messenger RNA, 748 nt
Organism: Danaus plexippus (monarch butterfly)
Lineage: Eukaryota; Metazoa; Arthropoda; Insecta; Lepidoptera; Nymphalidae
Gene: Uxt
Product: protein UXT homolog
Exons: 1
Coding region: 202-651 (149 amino acids)
Biological process (GO): negative regulation of transcription by RNA polymerase II
Molecular function (GO): transcription corepressor activity
Source: RefSeq, a predicted model, not a curated record